CUUUUAACGCGCUUGAGUGACGGCGGAGAGGAACACUGAAUGACAGAAGUUUAUUCCAUUGAUGUGCAUGUGUUUAUUCAUUGAUUUCUUCUGAAUGAUUUUAUAAGAAGUUUAACGUGUUUGCUCAGUUACUUAGUGAGUGUUUGAUGAUUUGGACCCUGGACGAAACUCCCUACUGACUAACGUAUAUUUACCAUGACGAUUUCAUGGCAGACCUUAUACAUUUUAUUGUUGUUGAUGAUCACGUUGUGUGCAUCAGUUGAUGAUAUGGUGCUUAUUCCUGGUGGGAAAAUGAUGAUGGGAACCAAUGUAGCCGAUGGGAUAGAUGGAGAAUCACCAGCACGGGCUGUGAAUGUCAAGCCAUUUAAAAUUGACAAAUAUCCUGUUACCAACUCUGACUUCAGGGAAUUUGUCAGACUGCAGAAAUAUAAAACCGAAGCUGAAACAUUUGGUUGGAGUUUUGUGUUCCAGGAUUUUGUGACAGAUGAACUAAAGAGCAAAGUCACUAAGAGAAUUGAGUCUGCUCCUUGGUGGUUACCAGUCGAAAAGGUGUUUUGGAGACAGCCAGCAGGUCCAGGCUCUGGAAUCAAAGACAGAUUGAAAUUCCCUGUGGUCCAGGUUAGCUGGAAUGAUGCACAAGCCUACUGUCAGUGGAAACAGAAAAGGCUGCCAACUGAGGAAGAGUGGGAAACGGCUGCACGUGGAGGUCUUGAAGGCAGGGCAUACCCAUGGGGCAACAAGUUCAUGCUGAAUCGCACUAACCUUUGGCAGGGCCCAUUUCCAGAUGGGGACAAAGCAGAAGAUGGCUAUCAUGGUGUAGCUCCUGUAACUGCGUAUCCUCCACAGAAUAACUAUGGUCUUUAUGAUAUGCUGGGUAAUGUCUGGGAGUGGACCUCAUCACAGUUUCCUGGUGCUCAAUCCAUGUAUGUCCUGCGUGGGGCAUCAUGGAUUGACACAAUAGAUGGCUCAGCCAAUCACAGAGCUCGUGUCACUACUAGAAUGGGAAACACACCAGAUUCGGCCUCUGAUAACCUGGGCUUUCGCUGUGCUGUGAGCUCAAAGGCAAAACAGAAGACAGACAAAAUGAGAACUGAGCUUUAAAAGACACAUUUUUCAACUGGUGGUUCAUUAUAAAAUGAAUACUACAUUUCUCCUGUGGAGACAUGAACUUUUGAAA
Misgurnus anguillicaudatus (oriental weatherfish) is the source of this 1177-nucleotide messenger RNA. RefSeq names its product sulfatase modifying factor 2 (gene sumf2). Gene Ontology annotation, cellular component: endoplasmic reticulum. The record is from RefSeq and is a predicted model, not a curated record. Lineage: Eukaryota; Metazoa; Chordata; Actinopteri; Cypriniformes; Cobitidae.